Molecule: messenger RNA, 295 nt
Organism: Paramecium sonneborni
Lineage: Eukaryota; Ciliophora; Oligohymenophorea; Peniculida; Parameciidae
Source: the annotation of a GenBank genome assembly
CAUAUGGAAACGAGGAAAUCAAAUCUAGGCAGAACCAAGUUGAAAAGUAGUUCCAAAAUACUUUUUUGUGAGAUGUAAUUAAAUUUCCUCUAUUAUAGUUAACAAUAUACUUAUGAUAAUAGCCUGUAUGAAAGGAGACUAUGAUAUCUACCCAAAAGUAAUAGUCCAUAAUUUAGUUACAAAUAUCGUAAAAGAGAUCUAAUUCUAUAGAAAAUGUUAUGAUCAAAGGUAUUGUAAUCAUUUACACAAAAAUGAAAAGCAUCCCAACUAAAUCCCAAGACUAUUUAUAUGGGUU